Molecule: messenger RNA, 1188 nt
Organism: Microthlaspi erraticum
Lineage: Eukaryota; Viridiplantae; Streptophyta; Magnoliopsida; Brassicales; Brassicaceae
Source: the annotation of a GenBank genome assembly
AUGGAGAGAGGCACGAUUCCGUUCGAAGAUCUGGAAGAAUCAGAUGAUUUCCUACUGGAACUCGCCGCAGCAGAAGCGGAAGCUGAAGCGGCGUUGGCCAAACGCCCUAGGGUCGCUCCUAGCCCUGUCCCUAUCCCGGAACCGGAAGGACCUUACAUGGCGGCUCUGAAGGGGAGCAAAAGCGAGCAAUGGCAGCAGAAUCCGCUCAAUCCCGCCUUCAAAUCCAGCGGCGGUUUUCAACGAUCAGACGGUGGAGGAGGAGCCGUCUCCGGAAAUUAUGGAUCCGGCGAGCAGGAGUUUCCGGAGAAGAAUUGUCCAUGUGGUGUUGGUAUCUGUUUGGUUCUCACAUCAAACACUCAGAAGAAUCCAGGCCGCAAAUUCUACAAAUGCCCCACCAGAGAGGAAAACGGAGGUUGUGGGUUUUUCCAGUGGUGUGAUGCUGCGGUGGUUCAGUCUACAGGAACUCAGCCGGGAACUAAUAGCUAUGGCAACACUAACGAAUCCAAGUUCCCAGAUCAUCAGUGUCCAUGCAAUGCUGGAUUGUGCCGUGUUCUCACUGCUAAAACUGGUGAAAACGUUGGCCGGCAGUUUUAUCGCUGUCCAGUGUUUGAGGGCUCUUGUGGUUUCUUCAAAUGGUGCAGUGAUAACGCAGUGAGCUCUCCCACAACGUAUAGCUAUACCAAAAGCAGCAAAAACUCAGGUGAAUCAGAUACCAGAGGAUAUCAAACUGCGAAAACAGGCACGCCCUGUUACAAAUGUGGGAAGGAAGGACACUGGGCAAGAGACUGCACCGUUCAGUCUGGUACUCCGAUAACCGAAACUGGACCAGUGAAGUCUAGCACGGCAGCUGGAGGUUGUUAUAAGUGCGGGAAGGAAGGGCACUGGGCGAGAGACUGCACCGCUCAAGCUGGUAAUCUGAAGUCUGAGCCAGGGCAAGUGAAGUCUUUCUCCUCUUCUUCAGGUGGAGAAUGUUACAAAUGCGGGAAGCCUGGACAUUGGGCGAGAGACUGCACCGCGACGGGUCAGUCUGGUGGUGGUAAUCAACAGUUUCAGUCAGGGCAAGGAAAGUCUGGCUCUUCCUCGGGUGGAGAUUGUUACAAAUGCGGAAAGCCAGGACAUUGGGCUAGGGAUUGCACUGCGGCGGUUCAAUCCACAAGCGUUUCAGGCAAAAGACAGAGGCAGUACUAA